AAUUAAGUUCAAUUAUGGCUCUUCUUUUGAAUUUACUUGAUAUUUUAAUUUUUGAACUAUAUGUAUUCUUGCUUCAAGCCUUGCUUGCAUAUUGUACUUCCGGUCAAUAAUGUAUGUGGAGAUAGGAUUGGUUCUUGCCUCAAGGAUUGCCUAUCUUUUGCUUAAGUAGCAUACUUAAGUAUUUUGUGUCAGUAUUACGGUAGAUGUCAAAAUUGAAUUAAGGUGGAGGUUCUUAUUUUCUAUUAUAAAUGGUUGUUCAUUGACUUGUGUUGAUGUUACAAUCCUGACUUCCAUAUUAGUUGUUACAAUUUCAGUUUGUGGUCAUGUGGCUAAGCACGUGAUAAUAUUUUAAUCUGUGGGAGCUGAAGAAGUUGAUACUUUAUCGCUUUUCUUCUGCAUAUCAGAGAUUUUAUAUGGUUUAGUGAAGAGAUUGUGUUCAUUUUGUUCUAAUCCUUUUGUUUUAGCCAGUUGGCUUUGUUUUUAACUGAGAAAGUGAAACCAAAAUAAGACACUUCACUCUGAGUGCUCCUACCGCCGGACACCCACUUCUGCAUAUUCCCACAUAUUAAUCAGGUCUAAAUAUUUGUCAAAAACAAAACAGAAGUACCCAUUUUGUUAUUUUCUCUUUUCAAUACUCGUACUUUUCCCUAUUUAAAUUACAGUGCUAGACAAAUUGUGGUAGACACACAUGUAGCAUCUUUCAUUGCCAAAAUUUGGCUUAUCGUGGAAGAGGAUUAUACUCAGUAAUAUACUCGGCUGAUCAUGCAUGGUGCAAUCUCUUUACUGACCCCCAAAUCAGUCCAUCUUAUUUCAAAUGCAUAAUGGUGUUAGUUUAUGAGCUUGAAAUUUGAGAUUUUUCCUUUCUGAGAAGCUUCAUUUGGGUACUUAUUGAAUGUGCAAGAAUCUUCUAAGGAAGCUCCUUGUACUGCAUGUUGUUGUAGUGUGUGAUUUCUAACGCACAAUAUAUAUGUAUAUGCAACUUUGUGAAUGUAUCCCUAUUAUUAAAUAGUAUAAUCUUGUAAGUUUUCUGCUCUUCAUGCUGUGUAUUCUUUUGGACUGAUGAGAGAAUUUUACAACAAAUAUGCAUUUGGACAAGGUGAAACUUGGAGAACUUGGAAGUAGAGCUGGUUGAGAUGAAUGCAAACAAUGAAAAGCUGCAACGAUCAUAUAAUGAACUUUUAGAAUAUAAGCUCGUUGUACAGAAAGCCAGUCAGUUUUUCCGUUCAGCUCAAACCAGUGCUGCAGCUCAGCACAAAGAAUUUGAAUCACAUAUCCUUGGCGAGGGAUCAGUUGAUCGUCCCCUGUUACUUGAACAAGAAAUGACAACAGAUCCCUUAAAUCAAGUGAAGCUGGGAUUUGUUAGUGGACUUGUUGGUAGAGAAAAAUCUAUGGCUUUUGAAUGAAUUCUGUUUAGAGCAACCAGGGGAAAUGUGUUUCUUCAACAAGUGGUAAUGGAAGAUCCAGUGAUUGAUCCGGUGUCAGGAGAUAAGGGCAGGAUCGAUAUUUAAGGCACAGCUCAUGUUGAAGAUUGCUGAGAAGAAAAUUAGGGAAGCCGAUAGGGUGAUUUCACUCGCAACUUAGUGCUUUUUUUUUUUUUUUUUGGAAAAUAUAUUGGAUUUUUAGGUGUUUUAGAAUUUUGGAUAUGGGUUUCGUACAAAUACUAUUACAUUUUAGAGUUCAGUUAAUAAUUUAUUUUUAUUUUUUUGGGAAAAUAUAUUGGAUUUUUAGGUGUUUUAUAAUUUUGGAUCUAGGUUUUUAAGAAAUAUUGUUACAUUUUAGAGUUCAGUUAAUAAUAA
Messenger RNA from Olea europaea var. sylvestris, 1796 nucleotides. RefSeq names its product V-type proton ATPase subunit a2-like. Gene Ontology annotation, cellular component: proton-transporting V-type ATPase, V0 domain. Gene Ontology annotation, molecular function: proton-transporting ATPase activity, rotational mechanism. The transcript is spliced from 4 exons. The coding region runs from base 1134 to 1403 and encodes 89 amino acids. The record is from RefSeq and is a predicted model, not a curated record. Gene Ontology annotation, biological process: proton transmembrane transport. Lineage: Eukaryota; Viridiplantae; Streptophyta; Magnoliopsida; Lamiales; Oleaceae.